Dimorphilus gyrociliatus is the source of this 575-nucleotide messenger RNA. NCBI's taxonomy places the organism in Eukaryota, Metazoa, Annelida, Polychaeta, Dinophilidae. The record is from the annotation of a GenBank genome assembly.
AGUUUUGACGAAAAAUCGUAUUGUAGCUAUGACUAAGUAUGGCUGGUAGUGUGUUAUUGAAAAGUUUUGCUAGAAUUUCAGCAAAUUUAGCUGAAAGAACAUCAGUACAAUGUGUUUCGGUAAGGUAUGCAGGAUACUGGAAUAAAGAUUGGAGGCCAGGACCCUAUCCUGUUACUCCUGAGCAACGUGAAGCUGCAGCAAAAAAAUAUGGUCUGCGAGUAGAAGAUUAUGAGCCAUACCCUGAAGAUGGAUUUGGAUAUGGUGACUAUCCGAAGCUACCGUACACUUCGGCCGAAUCCCGUGACCCUUAUCAAAACUGGGAUAUACCUACAAUGAUGAGAAAUUAUGGUGAACCAAUGCAUACUAAUUGGGAUAUCAUACAGGAGGAUAAAUGGGAUGCUAGCCGAAGAUGGCAAGUUCCACCAUGGAAAAUGGCUCUCAUGUGCAUUGGUAGUUUUGGUGGAAUAAUUUUGACAUACUAUUUGUUAGAACCUUAUCCAUUUUUUGUUCCUAUGAUGCCGAAACAAUUCCCGGAAGAGGGUGUACAACAUUAUACAUUUAAAAGCCAGGAUUAA